AUGGCCGGGACUUACCGAAGAGACUUUCCCGGGGGCCCGCUGGAACUGGCUGGUUUCCAGAAUGGAGGAGCCACUGUCAAUGGAGAUGUCUUUCAGGAGUCCAAUGGCCCCACGGAUGCCUACGCAGCCAUAGCCAAGGCUGACCGGCUGACCCAGGAACCUGAGAGCAUCCGCAAGUGGAGGGAGGAGCAGAAGAAGCGUCUGGAGGAGCUGGAUGCGGCAUCAAAGGUGACUGAGCAGGAAUGGCGUGAGAAAGCCAAGAAGGACCUGGAGGAGUGGAACCUGCGUCAGAAUGAGCAGAUGGAGAAGAACCGGGCAAACAACAGGAUCGCUGACAAAGCCUUUUACCAGCAGCCGGACGCCGAUGUGAUUGGCUAUGUGGCCUCGGAGGAAGCAUUCCUGAAGGAGUCCAAGGAGGAAAGCCCAGGCUCCGAGUGGGAGAAGGUGGCCCAGCUCUGUGAUUUCAACCCCAAGAGCAGCAAGCAGAGCAAGGAUGUCUCGCGGAUGCGCUCGGUGCUCAUCUCCCUCAAACAGACGCCCCUGUCCCGCUAGCUGCCGCCUGGCACAGCUGGGAGCGCGGUGGGGCAAGGCCAGGCCCACCGAGCCGGGCGGCUUCAUGGGGUCAGGCGAGGAGGGGCCUCACCCUGCCUGCUCGCUGCUCCCUGGUGCGCGCCUUGGCUGUGCUCAAGUCACUGGUUGUAACUCUCCCCAUGGUUUUCCUUUGCUUAAAAGGUGCAUCGGUUUCCUUUUACACUUAUUUAUUACGGUGGCAUUUCCCUGGGAAGCAACACUGGGUGGCAGAGCUGAGUUAGUGGGGGAGCCUCCGGCCAGGUUGUGCCCAGCGGCCUGGCUGACUGAGAGGGGGAACACCCCACCCCGUGUUCCCCACCUCACCCCUAUGCUGGGAAUAAACCUGCCUGCGGCUGUCCUGGCACUGGGCAGCUGCAGGCAUGGCAGCCCCGUGUUUGGGCCUGGGUCCUAGCCCCAAGGCAGCGAUCUUAGUGGGACCCUGGGCUGCCAUAUGCCUUUCCCGUGCAGAGCUGGUGCAGGGCUGGGAGGGUGGAAAACAGCCCUGUCUCAGCUCCGCACUGCCCAGCACUGCCAGGAGCAUGGCUGCAGCGGGAUGCUCUGGGCUAGCAGGGGCUGAGGAAUGUCAGUGCAGGCACCCAGGCUGGGCCAGGACUACCAGCAGUUGCCCUAAGCCUAGCAGAACUCUCCACAGCCUGGCUGUGCACACCAAAAAGUGGGGCUGUGAGCAGCAGUUGCAGUGUGAGUGUCCCCCAUCCAUCCGGUGGGGCUGCUGGUGCCAGGCAGCACAGUGCUGCAGGGCACUGGGAAGGGGACACAGGAUGAGUGUGCAGGAUGUUUUCUCUGCUUUCACCCGGACCAUCAGCAGUUGGGAAUGGGGGGUGCCAGCCUUCAGGGGCCCUUGGCUCUGCUCUGCUCCUUCCCCUCCUACUAGGAUGGGAGAUGGAGGCUGUGUGGUUGCAGGGGUAGGAAGGUCCAGCUGCUGUGGGGCAAGUUGAGCCCCAAGCUCCCUAACCUAGGGGCCCAGAGCAGGAUUGGGCAGUGUUCUAGUGCUGGGGCUUGUGCUGUCCUUGGAGAACAACCCACACAUCUGUCUGCAGCUGCUCUGCGGCUUUUCUCAGUCCUCUGCUGGACACGCCUAAGGCAGCAUGGCAAGAUGCCUCAGCCCUGCUCCCCACCCCACAAAGCACAUGCUUUCCAGCCCAAACACUGGCUUUCUCCUCUGCUUGGCAGGGCCAGCACCAGCCCUGGAAACCUACAAAACUCUUGGCUAGCAGGAGAGGGGCAGGCCUCUGCACACCCUGCUGUGGGCAACCUUGAGCCUGUGCCCAGGGUCUGGCCCUUCGGGGCUUGGGAAGGGCUUGCAGUAGCAGGCUGGGAGGACAUGGAGCAGAGCCCACAAAACGUUUGCCUAAGCCUCACUGCAGAGCCCUGUUCAGUCAAAAAGCAAGUAUGCAGCUCUCCUGCCCUGCAGCUACAGCUCCACAGGUCAGGAGGGUCACCUGCCCUGCUGCUGCAGCCCUUGUGGGGUGACCAGACAUCCUGGCUCUGGGGCACUGGCUCAGCAGCGGGCUGGGAAGGGAAAUGGGUGUGUAGGGAGUCACUGGGUGGUGUGUGCUGGGAUUGUGCCCCCGUGUCCACAGGGGUGAUUGCUCCUACUCUGUCCCCCUGCGCUCCAGCAUGCGUAGGCAGCUCUGCUGCGGUGCAGGAUGGACACGGAUGCAGGAUGAUACCUCGGGACUCACCUGCCUGCCUCUGCCUUUUGCUGCAGCGCAGCAGGAAGCACCUCUGGCUGCUUCCCAGGGGUGGUGAGCCCCCCUGCACUCUGUCCUUCCAGCCCCUGCAGGCAGCUGGGCCCCUGGGCCCCCGCAGCUGCUGUGUCCCCCCAUGUCAGGCAGGGGCAACCAGCUCCCGGGGAGCCGUGCCCACAGCUGUUCUACAUCCCCUCGGCUUUGGUAUCUGUGACUGUUCAAAUUACCUGUUACAAUAAACCGACAUCACCAAUCCUA
Molecule: messenger RNA, 2537 nt
Organism: Athene cunicularia (burrowing owl)
Lineage: Eukaryota; Metazoa; Chordata; Aves; Strigiformes; Strigidae
Gene: CLTB
Product: clathrin light chain B
Exons: 8
Coding region: 1-552 (183 amino acids)
Biological process (GO): clathrin coat assembly; intracellular protein transport; clathrin-dependent endocytosis
Cellular component (GO): clathrin coat of coated pit; postsynaptic endocytic zone cytoplasmic component; clathrin coat of trans-Golgi network vesicle
Molecular function (GO): structural molecule activity; clathrin heavy chain binding
Source: RefSeq, a predicted model, not a curated record